AUGUCUUCAUCUACAAGAAUCUCAUCUACACCAGCAUCUUUAGUUGUUUUAAGUGCCAGAAGGACAGAAUCCCAUGAUAUUCCUAAUAUUAUCAGUCUCAUGAACUAUGAUACAGAAAGAUUGUUUGGCAGGAUUAAUGUCAUAUAUCUUUUAGAAAAAACUAAUCUUGCAGUGACUGUGAUUAAUGACAAAAAUGUAAGUGUUGCUCAUGCUGCAUUUUUGGAUUAUCCUAACUGGGGCUUUGUUGAUGAAGCUAACUGGGAAGCAUAUAUGAAACAAAGCUAUCCUGAGACAAAGUGUACACCUUUAAAUACACUAUUUAUGCAUCUAUUUGUAGCAGCUGAUGAAUAUUCAGUCAAUUGUUGUCAUGAAAUUAUGAAGACUGUUUUUAAAACUGUACCAGAAUUACAUUUCGUAUUUCUCUUCAUACCAUUUCAAGAGGAAUUGGGUAUAGAUUUGGCAGUAGCUUUUGAGCCCAUGAGGAAUCCUGUCAAUUCAUCUCUGAUUAUGGAAUAUAGUCUCCAUGUGUCACACAGGCAUCAGUAUUGUCCUCAGUUGUAUAUUCGCUGUGCCAGGGUAGAAGACCAUGAUGAUCUUACACCAAUCUUUUCACGGCAUAACGAUAUUCUAAGGCAAACCUAUGGAGACUAUUUCCUCGCUGAAUUGAUAGAAGCUCAAGAUGAAAAUAAUCUUGCUGUAGUUUGUGAGGAUAAUGGCAUAGCAGUGGGGUUCAUGAGCAUAUGUUCUGAAGUGAAUGUAGAGCUGCUUCAUGACUGCUUUGACUUGAGACUUUUCCAUGGACUUUGCAAACCACAUCCAGAUGAUAUUCUUAAACCGCCAUGCAUUUCAAGUGAGAUUACAGGAGAUGAAAGCAUUAUCUUAGGAAGUCAAAAAGAAGUGAUUAUGGAUACCCAGAGUAUAGAUAUGCAGAAAGAGGGAAUACUUGCUCAGGUUUCAUUAGAACUGCCAUUAGAAAGCGACAGAAGUAAGGAGCUGAAAGCAACUGAAACAUCACCUAGUACUAGUUUUGAAAUGCAACCUUUCCAUCCUCUAUAUAAAGGAGAAGUAAAUGCAUUUUGUAUUCAGCUCUUUUGUAUUGAUGAGCAACAUGAAACAAGGUCACUGGAUUUCUUACAUUUUGUUUUUGAACUUUUCCCAGACAAAGACUUCUGCAUCAUCACAGUGCCACAUAUGGUCCCUGAAUUUCACCUGAUCCAGAGUUUUGUUAGGAUUAUUCCCUUUAGCAAUUGUACACUGGAUCAGGAGCUAUAUGUAUUUCACCGAUCUGGAUUGCUCAAGUCGUUUCAUGUAAGAGCAGCAAAAUCUACUGAUGUCUUUGCCAUUAAAAGACUAAUCCAAACCCUGGAAUUGAACGUAGCUAUAUUGGAUGACUUAAAUAACUACUUAUCAGCACGAAGAGAUCCAGAUGGGACACCAGUCCAGGCAUUUGUAGCAGAGAUUUUGAAUCAAAUCAUUGGAAUAUCUGUUAUUAGAAAUGAAAUGGACAUUGAAUAUAUUCGCUCACAUUACAACAUUGAAGAUUUUAUCUAUUUCAGUCAUUACCAGCAGGAAGAACAUGGCCACCUUUACCAUUUUUCUCUCAAUCCAAUUUUUCACCAUUAUGCCAAACAUUUUAUGAAGGAGAUACUUCGGUUAGCCUACAAAUCUUGCCUCUAUUAUCCUAUUUAUCCCCAACCUGUAGAAGGCAAGUACCAGAAUCCCUGUGCCCAUUCCCUGACAUCUGCCCUACAUUACAUGGUUCCCGUGCGACCAAGACGACAGAUUGUCUAUCCUCUGGAAAAGCUUGGCAUAAAUGCUCCAUCAAAACAAGUCUCUAAGGAUCAGUUAAAGUAUGCACUGUAUCAUUUCAAUCGGAAAUUGUCCUUGGAGCCUAAGGUAUCUGUCAAUUGUAGAAUAGUAGUUGUUGGAUCAUCAAACGUAGGAAUCUCCUUCUUGGAGACACUGAUUUUUUGCCCACACCUGAAAUUCAACAAUCUUACAUUGAUUUCAGCUCAUGGCCUUCCAGGGAAAGAUAAAUCAAAUAAUCUGCAUAAGGCAUUUUUAAUUAACAGUUAUUGUUUUAAUGAGGAUGAUUAUGCACUGAUGUCACUUGGUUCAUGGAUUAAUGUUGUGGCUGGAAAAAUGAUUGCUAUAAACAGGACUGCAAAACAUGUAAUAGUUUCCAAGGAGAAAAAAGUGCCCUAUGAUCAUCUCAUUCUCUGCACUGGCCAGCAGUAUCAGGUCCCAUGUCCUAGUGAUGCAGAUAUCAAAAAAUUAUUAACCAACAGAGAGGUAUCAACAAACUAUCGACAAAGAUACACAGGAGUAGUGCCCUCCAAUCUUUUUAUUAUUUCUGAUGAUGAAGAUGCAUUAGCAGCAAUGAAGUGGCUAAAAGAAAAAGUGAUUGAUUCCACAGGGAAUAUUAUUGUCUAUGGGAAUACAAUUGAUGUGUACACCACCAUAGAAUCCCUUUUAUCAUUGGGAAUUAGUGGCUAUUGUAUACACCUUGUACACCCUCCCUCGAAUUCUAAUAUUACUUCUCUCAAUAACAACGCAAUAGAAAGAGCUAUCAAGAAAGCACUGUCCAGGUCUGGUGUAACUGAACACCAUGAUAGUCUAUUGGCUCAGUGGAAUGAUGGCAAUUACCCAGACCCAAUCACAUGUGCAUCUUUCACAACAAAUACAAAGCCAUUUCAGUUGCAAUGUUCUGCAUUCUUUAACUUUACCAAAAGAAGAGUGGAUUAUGAGACUUUCAAAGCAGUUAACGAUGCAUGCCUUGUCUAUGAUGGGAGGCUUGUGAUUGAUACCAACUUCCACACUAAUGAUGUGAGCAUCAGGGCUGCAGGUCCUUUAACCAAAUUUUCCAAUAUAUACUAUGCUAAUGAAUGGACACACAGCAAUUUCAACUCAAAAGAGGUUGGUUUUCAGCUUGCUGCAACCAUGCUGAAUCUUUUUGAUCCAACUCUAGAGCCAAUUUUUGAACCUCCAGAAGAUUUAGAUAGACUAAUUCCUAUGUACAAGGGAUGCAAAAUUCAAGGUGGCAUUCUACCUGGAAAAUAUAAUUAUGUGCAUAUUUUUAAACCUGGGAUUCCUGCUCGCUUGGAUGUACAAGAAUCACAACCUGAUUACGGGAUGGCAAUCAUAACAGGAGAUGCAGUAAAGGGAACUUACUUCAGAAUACAUGUCAACCAAUACAGCAAAAUAGAAACCAUUACUUGCUUUUCAAAGACACCUAUUCCUGUUUCCAACUACAUAUGUUUAUUUGGGCAACAUGAACGUCUUCUUAAUAAUCUUUGUUCUCGCUGGAGGGAGGGGCUGAUCUCAAAUCUCUAUAGCUACUUUAAGGAACCUUGGGCCUUGGCCAUCUAUCAUGAUCGUUUUAGUGAUCUGAAGAAGGAACUACGUCAGAUCUUAGUAUCUGCCCAGGAAGAAGAUACACCUUCAAUUCAAGAACUUGUGCGUCAAAUAGUAGAAGGUGAAAUUUCCUUACUUGAAAGGCCAAAGACAUAUCUCAAACAAUCCUUUAAACAAAGUAUAUGCAAUAAUAUGGUACAAAAAAGCAUUCUCAAUUAUCUGAAUUAUAAUAAUUAUCAUUUACCAAUGUUUGCCUGGCCAGGAAUAGUUUAG
Messenger RNA from Notechis scutatus (mainland tiger snake), 3627 nucleotides. The record is from RefSeq and is a predicted model, not a curated record. NCBI's taxonomy places the organism in Eukaryota, Metazoa, Chordata, Lepidosauria, Squamata, Elapidae.